AUCGGCGGCCUCUGCUGCAUUCGUGGGACACGUCAAGCCGGGCGGUGCUGGCGGGGGCUUGUGCGGAGUCCUGAAGGGUGAGGGGAUCAGGUUCCGAGAGGAAGACGCCGGUGGCGGGGCUAGACCCGGGAAGGAUAUGUGAAGCUCAGAAACCCCUCCUGCUUAGCUACUUCCCAGCAAACCAUCUGGAGGAAUGAGAGGGCUGAGUGUUAUAGAGCCUCAUUUCAGAAACAGACGUUCAGAUUCUCCUGCUAAUUCUCAUCUAUUCCUGGCAAAGUGGAUCAUUCCCACCAUAUGGGGAUAUACCACAUGGACAACAGUACCAUGCCACCGCACCAUCACAUGACCACCUCACACUCCCAUGGCGGAGGAGACAUGAUGAUGAUGAUGCCUAUGACCUUCUACUUUGACUUUAAGAAUGUGGAACUAUUGUUUUCCAGUUUGGUCAUCAAUACACCUGGAGAGAUGGCUGGAGCUUUCGUGGCAGUAUUUUUACUAGCGAUGUUCUAUGAAGGACUCAAGAUAGCCCGGGAGGGUCUGCUGCGGAAGUCUCAAGUCAGCAUUCGCUACAAUUCCAUGCCUGUCCCAGGGCCAAAUGGAACUAUCCUUAUGGAGACACACAAAACUGUUGGGCAGCAGAUGCUGAGCUUCCCUCAUCUCCUGCAGACAGUGCUGCACAUCAUCCAGGUGGUCAUCAGCUAUUUCCUCAUGCUCAUCUUCAUGACCUACAAUGGGUACCUGUGCAUCGCAGUAGCAGCGGGGGCAGGGACAGGAUACUUUCUCUUCAGCUGGAAGAAGGCAGUGGUAGUGGACAUCACAGAGCAUUGUCAUUAACAUCAGACUGCACGUGUGGCCUUACCAAUUGCAGUAGGAAAACAGCUGGAGACCAGAAGACAUGAUUCCCACUCCAAUCGUCCCCUCUUGCUCCUCUUUACACAUGCACAUAUACCUGCUGAAUAGAGGUUUAGUUGACAGUCUUUGAGGUAAAGUAGUGCUUUUUCUAAUAACUUAAAAUUCUCGUUUAUAUUGAGAAGCCACCCAUGACAUGUCCUCUCCCACAUCAUCCUGAUCCUUGUCUAAUCCAAGAAACUUCCUAGUUACGGACUUGAUUAGCUGCUCUUUUUCACUCUUCUGGUUUUUGUUUUAACAAACAAUAUGUGAAUUUUGUGGGGGGGGGGGAGCCUGGGUCAGUGAUGGACAGAGAUUAACAGGAUUGAUGGCAGUUAGGGACAUUCUUACCCAACCCAGAACUCAAAACUUCACAUUAGGAAAUAAGCUCCAGUCUUUUAACUCAAUGAGUAGGGAAAUACAUUGUGCCUUUUUCUAGGUAUGAUGUGUUACACCAAAAUAUUUGUAGUAUGUAGAGGGGUGGUUUGAAACUAAGUACAGGCUUAGAGUUUGUAGAAUAUGCAUUCUUGAGUGGCUCACUUGUCAACUUGUAUUCCCACUUAACAUUUUGAUUAGAACCAAAAAAGAGCAAUCAAUUUGAGAAGACAAAAAUAUUUUUAAAUAAAACCAUUGGCAUUUUACUUUGACUUGGUACCUUGGUUUAUCCCAACUGAACAAACAAAAGAGUUUGUAUUUUUUUUUUCCUAUUGCUGUUUUCAUGUGUGUCCCUUGAAACCAAUGACUUUUCAACUUUAGCAUGUAUCAUAAUCACCUAGAGGGCUUGUUAAAACUCUUGUUAGUGGGCCUCAACCUUAGAGCCACCAAAUUUGGCAUUUCUAAGUUCCAAGGUGAUGUUUUUCUGCUGAUGGUCAAGAGUCCUUGCUUUAAACUAGCCACAUAUCAUAGGAGGAAGGGGGCUAUCUGUUACUAAGCAUGAGACUCUGAAUUGCUGUUGGUAAGGUGGUAUGUCUGAGUGUUAUAUCACAUCUAAAUGCUGCUGGUCAAUACUUUAUCAUUCCACAAACAUUUAUUCAGCUCCAAAUGCGUGGGUGUGUACGCACAGGCAUGAGGGACUAUAGCCAAAGUACACUUAUCAGCAUGUAUUAAGUCACUAGUCCUGACUUUUAAAGAUCUGAGGUUAAAUGUUGAGAGAUCUUUGAUCUGCAGUAUAAGUCAGCCACUCAGGGGCCAGGAGGGCAAAAGUCCAGCUUUCUGUUUGGAAAGACUUAGGGUGUGAUCUGCUAAUAGCCAGAUUUUCCUGGGCCCCAAACAUCUGCUAUGCACUUUAUGCAGAUUCCUGUCCUCUUCUUGACCACCACUUACAUAGAUCACUAGUGGCCAAAACCUCUCUUCUCAUUGAAGAAUCACAUUGGAUGUUUAUUCUGUUCAAUCAUUAGUCUAUACUGCAGUCUUGCUCCCAAACUACCUCUUUAAAGUGAUUCUUCCUGUGCUGGUCUGUAGAAUCCUGCCCUCCUUGGUGCUAGAUCCAAUUGUGCCUCUCAGGGCAGAAACAAAUCUGAAGUCUUGUUUGCCUAGUGUUGUGGUUUUAAAGCCUGUACUUUCUCUGUGGGUGCUACUUAAAUAUUGGAAAACAAGGGUUGUGUACUCUGAUGGCUUUGAACAGAGAGGGUUGUAAACCUAUUGGAAGCUAAAAAUCUAAGAAAUCAACAUUCAGAGCUUUGCUUUUCUUUCAAAGAAAAGUAGUGCUGGUUCCUAGCAUUUGCACAGUGAAUGACAGGUACUGACAGAGCCCCACAUUAAGGUGCAAAGAGUCUGCUGUUAUCUCAUAAACCAAGGAAUAAUAGAACCCUAAGGAAUGAAAAACAAUCUUAGUGGUGACCCUGGUGCUCUCUAGAAAUCUCUAUAUGAGCUGCUAUAUAGAAUACCUUCUAGGGGUAAGAUUCAGAUUACAAUGGAUCAUUCACCUAACAUAUGCAAGGCCCUGGAUUUAGUCCCCAGCACCAGAAAUCUCACUUUGCACAGAUCUUCAGGGCAGAAAUAGUCACCUUGCAAAAAUAAAUUUUAGGGAUCCCUAGCCUAAUCAAAGGAUGAAUCUAGUAAAGAACAAAGUUAAAGCUUAAAUCCUAUCCUUGAGCUUUUAGAUUUAAUGAUCUCAUUGACUUGUUGAUUCCUGGCUUUGGGGUUUGUUUCCUUUUGUUUUAUCUGAAUUUCUUUCUCCCUCCGCUGGCUGUUCAUAAUCUCUAAGAAGACUGUGUCCCCACUUCCUAGGCCCCUGCUCUCCUUUUCCCUUUCUGACUUUUAUCACAAGUUUAUUAAGUCUCCCUUGGCCUCUGGAUGCCCUGGACAUUACUAUGCCAUGGUUACACUUACCAAUUAUAACUUGGUAUUUAUAAAUCUACUGGAGAUCUUAAAUAUGCUUCAAGAAGCGAUUGUCCCAGUGGAAUUUCUGUAAGGCUUGGUAAAAGACAACUGAGUACCUUCCCCGGAGUUACAGAAUCCUAGGUGCUAACUCCAGUCCACAAUGGAAGAACACUCAACACCUGAUUACCCACAAUGUGGCAUCCUUGGUAUCCACCAAAAUAGAAAUUUUCUUCUCUGCACCUAUGGUAGGGUUGGUACAGAAUUCCCUUUCAGGCUAUGGGUACCAGGCCUGGGUUCCAGUCACAAGGGGUUCCUUAUUAGGAUCAGGGGAGUAGGGCAGGGAGUACACAUUACUGUCAUUUAAUCUUGGUCCUGCUCUCUCCAGCUACUUCUUCAGAAAAUGCAUCUAAAAUGACAAAGUAUGUAUUUGAUAUGCCUUAAUCAUUGGGUCUACAAUUCAUGUUGACUGUUUUAGAGUGUAAGCUCCUGGAGAGCAGUACUGCUGUAGUUGGAGUGUUUCAAGUGUCAUGUGCUAAAGAACAAAAUAAAUAUUUUGAUUUUGUGAUUCUA
Molecule: messenger RNA, 3780 nt
Organism: Nannospalax galili (Upper Galilee mountains blind mole rat)
Lineage: Eukaryota; Metazoa; Chordata; Mammalia; Rodentia; Spalacidae
Gene: Slc31a1
Product: solute carrier family 31 member 1
Exons: 6
Coding region: 295-834 (179 amino acids)
Biological process (GO): copper ion transmembrane transport
Cellular component (GO): membrane
Molecular function (GO): copper ion transmembrane transporter activity
Source: RefSeq, a predicted model, not a curated record